AGUAAAUAUUACUGGGCAUGCGCAAUCCAAAUUAAGCAACAAUGGCAGAAGGCGAGCGAGAUCGAAUACUUGCUGAAUUUCAGGCUUUUACAGCCUUGGAGGACAUUGAUACUUGCAUCCAAAUCUUGGAGUCAAAUGAAUGGAAUUUAAUGAGAGCAGUAAACAGUGUAAUGCCAGGAUCUGAUGGAGGAUUAUCCCCAACUGGUGGGGAGCCCCCUCCUUCAGGGUUUGAGGACAUAAGCCCCCCUCCUUACUCUGCAUCCUCACCAGACAAUGAUAACAACAUUGCAGACUCCAGGGCCUUUUUUGACCCCAGUUCUGCAUCAGAAUGCAAUGUAGCCAUCCCCUCCACAAGUAAUUCAUCCCCAAAGCGAAGACAUCCAGGAGGUGGCCCAAGACCCAGGAUGUUAAAUUUUAAAGUGGAGUACAGAGAUCGAAAUUUUUAUUUCAGUGUCGGGGACAAUGAAAAAAUUGGGAAAGUGAAAGAUCUUCUGUCUCAGAAAAUUGGAGUGUCUCCAGAAAAACAGAGCUUGAGAGGCUGGAGUACCAGGAAAACAAGAGUGGAGGAUGAUAAAAUUCUGAGAGAUCUGCAUCUUCCUAAAGAGAACACAUUAUUUCUAUUGACUCCUGAUGUCUCCAAUCCCACACUUGUCAAACCAACAGUGGAUGUAGAGAUGGAAAGUUUAACAGAAGCCCUAAAUAGAACAUAUGCUUUGCAUAUUAAUUUCACAGAAAAUGGAAAAGUGCAGCAUUAUAAGUUAAAUAUGCCUGGAAGUAAAACUAUUGGAGAGGUAAAAAGUGAUGUGUAUGCCCUCACAAACUUGCCAGCAAGACAUCAGAUAUGGACAGGGUGGCCUGAUUCUGCAAAAAAUGAUGACUCAAUGACAAUUGGCUGUUGUGGUUUGAAUUAUCCCAUCCAUAAUUUAGAGCUUACAAAAGCAAACAUUACAGCAAGACCUAACAAGGUGCCAUUUAAUGAGGUGGUACAGGAAAUAGAGAUCAGUGAUGAUGAUGAUGAUCUAAAUCCAAUGGAAGAUGACAUGUUUGAUCAGGAUGAUAUUCCAAGCAGAGGAAGACCUACACCUUUGAUGCCUGAGUCUGUAAAUGAUGAAGUAGAAGCAUUAGAACACUUUACCAAAGAAUUCAGAGAAAGGUAUGGAGAAACACAUCCAGUAUUCUAUGUUGGUUCUUUAGAAAAUGCAAUAAAAGAAGCUCUAAAUGGUAAAGCCAAAGAUAGAAAAUUGUUGGCUGUAUAUCUCCAUCAUGAUGGGAGUAUUUUAUCCAAUGUGUUCUGUUCCCAAAUCCUGUGUUCUGACAGUGUGGUUAAUUACCUUAGCAGUAAUUUUAUAACCUGGGCAUGGGAUAUGACGCAUGAGACAAACUGUGCCAGGCUUAUCACAAUGGCUACCAGACAUUUUGGUAAUGUAGUAGCCGGACAGAUCAGAUGUCUUAAACCAGAACAAUUGCCUAUGUUAUUAGUCAUUUCUAGAGCGAGAGCUACAAAUGAAGUAAUAGAUAUGAUUCCAGGGUCUGUAACAUUGGAUGAACUUAUGACCAGAUUAAUUCAUGAUUCAGAAAGCUUCCAACAACAGCAAAGAAUAGAUAUCCAAGAUGAGGAAGAGAGAGAGGCUCGGGACACAAUAAGGAGAGAGCAGGAGGAAGCAUUUAAAGAGUCACUAGCAGCUGACAGAAAGAAGGUUGAAGAACAAAGGAUUCAGCAGGAGCUGGAGAUUAAGAAACAGGAAGAGGAGGAGAGACAGAGGAGAGAGGAAGAGGAGAGAAAAAUGGCAAUACAACAAUCAGCAGCCUUGCAAAUGCCAGAGGAACCCCCAGAAAGUUCUACAGAAGCAGUAGCUCGAUUAAGGUUUAGAACACCUACCGGUGAUGUGAAACUUCGCCGAUUUAGGGCUUCCGAACCACUGAGAAAUGUCCUGUUUUAUCUGACUUCAGAGGGUUUUCAUAUAGAGGAUUACAAGAUUCUUACAACUUUUCCAAGAAGAGAUAUUUCACAGUUAGAUGAAAUGAAGACUUUAGAAGAGCUAAAGUUGUAUCCACAAGAGACAUUGAUAUUGGAAGAAAAAUGAUGGAAUGAAUGUGUUCAUUUGUGAUUUGUGAAUAGAAGUUGACCAUACGAGUGACUGUGAUAUGAUUUGCCUGUUUUUAACUGCAUUGUUAUAGGGAUGUCAAUGAACUCUGGUUGCAUCGUCAACUAACCGAAGGUUUUAGUCCAUAGAUAGUCAAUAAUACUAUGCGUGAAAAUAUAAUUAUCAGAACAUACAUGUAAGAUGUAACAGUGAAUGUCAAAUGACAUGAUAAAUGUAUCCAUUUUCAGACAUAUACAGUUUCAGAGGAAUUUUCACUUCUCAAAAAAAUAUGUUAAAAAUGCAUAUUC
Molecule: messenger RNA, 2392 nt
Organism: Saccostrea cuccullata (small rock oyster)
Lineage: Eukaryota; Metazoa; Mollusca; Bivalvia; Ostreida; Ostreidae
Product: FAS-associated factor 1-like
Exons: 18
Coding region: 42-2084 (680 amino acids)
Cellular component (GO): nucleus; endoplasmic reticulum
Molecular function (GO): ubiquitin binding
Source: RefSeq, a predicted model, not a curated record